UAUAAUAAAAAAAGACUUAAAAUGCUGUUUAGCGUCUUCAAAAAGUAAUUGCUGUUAUGUACUUCUCAUAUUAAAUUAUAUAUGACAUGUUGUGGCCUUUUCUUAGAAAUGUUUGCUAUAAUUAUGGCAUUAUCCCCGGAAAGGAAAAGCUUCUACUUUGGUAAUCGCUGGCUUGGGACAUGAAAUUCGCGUUUUGCAUCGAAUGCGACGGUCAGAUCCAGUUCAGUGACAGUUAUUCUUUGGUUCUAGGGAGCUUUCUGUUUGGAAACCUGGACACGUGGACCGAAAACCCGUGUACUGACGAGGACGAUCCUAGGUACGACACAGCAGCAGUUCUGAGUAGCUUGACGGCCGACGCUGUCGCAUCCUGCACGGCUCCAGCUACCAGACACGAUCUGGAGGAACUGCGAAUCCAAGCUACGGUCCGUUGCAAUGCUCCGGCCCUCAAGCCCUGCAGACCCUUACAGCAGCCCUGCGUCUUCGACGUCCUGUCAGAUCCUUGCGAGAGGCAAAACCUAUACCAGAAGAAUAGUGACACGCUGAAGCUUCUGGAGAUGACAAUGGCAGCCUAUAGGCGCACUGCGGUGAAGCCUAACAACAGGCGUUCUGACAAAUUUGCUGACCCAAAGUAUUGGAAUAACACGUGGACCUACUGGCAGGAUCUCCCAUUUCCUUUGAUCACAAAAGGACACGGAAAAUAACAUAGCAUUAUGCAAAAACUAGUUUUAAGUUUGUGUCUAAUUUCCCACAGCCAUUUUGUUCAGUAAUGGCGUAAAAUAUCUGACAUAUUCACAAGUAUUUUUUUAAAAGUAUGUGUGGACAUCCAUGUAUGUAUAUUUGUAUGUGUAUGUAUUUAUGUAUGUGCAUGCAUGUGUAUAUGCUAAUCUAAACUGUGUGCAAUUUCAGAUAGUCAACUUGUGACAAAGGUUCAGUCGACAUAAGUUCGGAUAUUUAUAAAUAAAAAGGUUUCUUCUUCUGUAUGAAUUUAGCAUCAGGACUACUGGACGAAACUUGAUUAAAUUUGAUAGGCGGCGUUUACAACAAGAUAACUGAAUUAAUUUCUUUUCAGUUCAUAUCGUGCCAACAUUACCUAUUAAUUUAAAAUAAGUUCAAAUACGACUUCACCUGAUUUUCCCAGAACGGUCCAUCCUAUAACAACAUUCGCUAUAUUAAACAUGAAUAUCAACAAGAUUACGUUUUAAGCACAGCUUCGUUAAUAGUUGAAGUGAGACUCAUGUGAAUUAGGAGUUAGAUCGAACUUAGAUCAAUUCUAAAGCUUUUACUGCAAACCGCCAACACAAAAUCUAAACCGAAAUGCGUUCAAUAGUUUUCAAAUUGACACGCAAAUAUUGCGGCAACCUUUUACGAAAGAGUUUCCGGGACCCCCGUGCAUGUGACUUAUUAAGCCCCCUGUAACGUCUGGACACCUGCGUGUGUACUGUAAGUUGAAUAACGGACAGUUUUAAUGUUUACGCACUCAUCAGAUGAUACGGAGAUCGAGGUGAAUACUCUAAAUCCAUAUCAAACACUGUAUCUGAUAAGACAUAAGUGUGCAUUUAACUAAUUAGCGCAGUGACUU
This is a messenger RNA of Zootermopsis nevadensis, 1579 nucleotides long. The record is from RefSeq and is a predicted model, not a curated record. NCBI's taxonomy places the organism in Eukaryota, Metazoa, Arthropoda, Insecta, Blattodea, Termopsidae.